Molecule: messenger RNA, 656 nt
Organism: Phymastichus coffea
Lineage: Eukaryota; Metazoa; Arthropoda; Insecta; Hymenoptera; Eulophidae
Exons: 4
Coding region: 31-525 (164 amino acids)
Molecular function (GO): odorant binding
Source: RefSeq, a predicted model, not a curated record
UCAGCGCAUUCGCCCAAGUACUUCUCGAAGAUGAGGACUGCCGUAGCUCUGCUUCUGUGCGUGGCUCUGCCAGCUACUUUCGCGUUGAUCCAAGACGAAAUUAAUAACAAACUGCUUAAAAUAGAAGAAGACUGUGCUAAGAAGUGUGGAGUUAGUUUAUUUGCGAUUGAAUUGAUCAGAUAUUAUCAAUUUGUUCCUUAUAAAGAAAAACUAAGUGUCUGGGCUUUCUGUAUGAUGGUGAAAUACAAUGUCGUAAGUAUCAAUUGUUACGAGCUAAACACUUUGUCAUUCGUCUGUACAUUAAAUGGGUAUUCUUCACAAAUCAAGAAAGAUGGUACGGUCAAUAUGGACAAAAUGUCCUUAAAAGUUUUCGGUGACCCCGACUCAGUGCGAAGGACAUUCGAAAUAUGCAAAACAAAGACUGGCCAAGAUAAGAUAACACUUGGGAGAACAAUGAUGAACUGCUAUCUUAAAAACUACGAAAUGGUUAUGUCACGGUAUCCACGAAAGUUAAUGAAAUUUUAAUUUUAAAUACGAAUCUUCCCAUACUCAUUCUUAAUUUGUAAUUUUUGCACAAGCCUAAUGCUAAACAGUUUUCGUCUUGUUUUACUCGAAAGAAUCUGCUUGUAAAAUGAAAGAUGAAAUAAAAAUUUCGA